Molecule: messenger RNA, 474 nt
Organism: Micromonas commoda
Lineage: Eukaryota; Viridiplantae; Chlorophyta; Mamiellophyceae; Mamiellales; Mamiellaceae
Exons: 1
Coding region: 1-474 (157 amino acids)
Biological process (GO): positive regulation of proteolysis; proteasome-mediated ubiquitin-dependent protein catabolic process; cellular response to misfolded protein
Cellular component (GO): cytoplasm
Molecular function (GO): protein-folding chaperone binding; ubiquitin protein ligase activity
Source: RefSeq, a predicted model, not a curated record
AUGGCGCCCUCCAAGCGGCGCAAGACGUCCGCCGCAUCGGAGCCGACGUCCGGAAACACGAGCGCCGGCGUGCGAACCCGGCGUGGCGCGAGCGCUCGGGGCGACGUGCCCGACGCCCCCGACGCAGAUCUCGACGCCGAGCCCGAAGAGCUCUUGUGCCCCAUCACGCGAACCGUGUUCCGCGACCCGGUGUUUGUGCUCGAAUCUGGACACACAUACGAGAGGAGCGCUAUUCUGUCGCACUUCCGGCGCAACGGCGCAAAGGACCCGCUCACGCGUCGCGCCCUGAGCAGCACGAAGGUGAUGACGAACUGGGCGAUGCGAAACGUGGUUCAGGCUUGGCUGGACAAGCACCCGGGCGUGACGCCCGACGGGUGGGACAGUCGCGAGCUGCUGGAGCCGUCGGAGGAUGACGGGACGCGAACAUUCGACGACGAGGGUGAUGUCGAAGUGCUCCCAGGGUUUAGGGUUUAG